GUGUGUCUCUGAUCUAUUCCUGCAGUAGAUGGCGGUAAUGCUCUUUUUAAGAAUGCGAACCGCCAAUAACCUCAAAGAAGAAGAAGAAGAAGAAUGACUGAAGAAGAACCUCACGUGAUUCAAACAAACACAAAUAUCAACAUCUUAAAAAAUAAGGAUAUAUUUGACUGUAUCGUUGAACUGAAGCUGAGGUAGAUACAGUUACUGGCGUAUAACGAAAGUAAAGAUGGGUUUAGACUUUUACAGCUUCGAUGUGUGACCUGGAAUUAAUGUGAUUGAAUGAAUUAACACUUGACUUCAAAACCAUAGUAGCUAAAGUUGCAAAGAAUACAAAGUAACCUUGGCAUUGCUAUAAAAACAAAAAUCGAUUGACCAUGCGGAGAAGACCACAGGCUGCAGCUUUGGCUCCGGCAUAUUUGAGGGCUGGGACUGAGAAAACAGUUUCUUCAGCAUCAGCAGCACAGUCCCAGUUUCACACAGAUCUGUGGCUCUGUUUCACUGUGCAGAACUGGAUACUAGACUUUGGGAGGCCAAUUGCUAUGAUCGUAAUGCCUCUAGAAUGGUUUCCUCUAAAUAAGCCAAGUGUUGGAGAUUACUUUCACAUGGCAUAUAAUGUCAUUACACCAUUCUUAUUACUGAAGCUGAUCGAGCGGAGUCCCACGGCCCUUCCUCGCUCGGCUGUUUAUCUCAGUAUCAUCACCUUUGUUAUGGGAGCCAGCAUACACCUAGUGGGAGACUCCAUUAACCAUCGUCUCAUCCUCAGUGGAUACCAGCUUCAUCUUUCUGUCAGAGAAAAUCCCAUUAUCAAGGAUCUGAAGCCUACCUCACUGAUUGAUUCCUUUGAGCUUUUGUAUUACUAUGAUGAGCACUUAGGGCAUUGCAUGUGGUAUGUCCCGUUCUUCAUCAUCCUCUUCUUGUAUUUCACUGGCUGCUUUACACAAGCUAAAGAUGAGAAGAUGCCUUACUCAGGUUGGCUGCUACUUGGCCCUAGUGCAGUGUACUAUUGGUAUCUGAUUACUGAGGGGCAGAUCUUUGUUCUCUAUGUCUUCAUCUUUUUUGCCAUGGUUGCCACUGUUAUGCGCCAGAGGCGGAUGGGCUUCAUGCUAGACAGCAAUGGCCGUUUCCUCUUCUAUAACUUCAUCAUUACUCUGGGAUUAGUUCUGGUUUGGGUCGCGUAUCUGUGGAAUGAUGAGGUUUUGCGCAAAAAGUAUCCCGGUAUCAUCUAUGUCCCUGAGCCUUGGUCCUUUUAUACCUUACACAUCAAAGGGAGUUAAAUACUAGCAGCAAAUCCCGAACUACAUUUCACUGAUGUUUCUUCAAUAAAAAUACUUUAAAUAUUUUGGGGUCAUGAAUUGAGAAAUCAGUAUUUUGACAUAUUAGAGGUUGUAUUAAAAAAUAUCCUGUAAGUUUCAGAACUCAAAACUUCCUCUUUAGUUCAAAAACAGUUUUUAUUAAAACCAAGUUGUCAAAAUGACUUGUUUCAGAUUUUGUCACAGUAUUAUGUCAUAAUGCGAUGAAAGACCACCUCUGCAGAAGAUAAUCAUCAUAAAUACGAGAGAGACGCAAACACUGGGUUACUCCUGCAGCAAACUGAUAGCCUCUAAGGAUUAAUGUGGGUGAUUCCUGUAUAUUUGAAGAGAACGUAGAGAAUGCUGAUUUUGUUGUUGUUGUGAUCUAAGUCAUUCACUUUAAUCCUGAAUAAAAGCUUCAGUGAGCGACGUCAUCAGAAAGACAUUACAACACAUUUCAUUUUAGUAUACAUUUUUCAUUUUAUUGAAAAGGAUGAAUGAUGAAUAGCCUAUAAGAACAACAGUGGAACAAACAAUGGUACAUUCGUUCAUAAUUUCAUUAAUGCGAUACACAGAAAAAGUUAUCAUUUGUCAACUGUGGUAACUCGAAGUACUUAAACUUUGAACUUCAUACAACCAAGUCUUAUAAAGCAUAUAAUGCACAUAAAUGUUCAACAUUGUUGGCAAAUGUUUCAACUAUGUAACAAGAUAUUUUUAACAAGAAAUUUUCAAAACAAUUCCACAGUGUAAUGGCGGGCACGUUCAAAAGUAUUUUAAUAUGUUAAACUGUUACCCAAUCAUACUUGGGCCUUUGCUACCAAGUCAUGAAUGUGGCACACCUCAAAACUGAGUAAUCGAAAGACAGGGUAAAAAAACAGGACAAGAAAUAACUUUUAAACUGCCUAUUACCUCUAAACUAGGAUGUAUUUUUAUGUUGAAAAAAUCUUGAUAACAUUAUAUUUGUAUCUCAGAGAACACUAUACAAUUAAAAAAAAAUACAGUUCAUGACCCCUUAAGUUCCAGUGUUAUUCCUUGUAAACUAUACAGUGCUAUGUUUGUCAUUUUGCUAUAUUGAAAUAAAAACAUUUCAUCAUUGUG
Pimephales promelas (fathead minnow) is the source of this 2387-nucleotide messenger RNA. It is a transcript of the gene cln6a, whose product is annotated as CLN6 transmembrane ER protein a. Gene Ontology annotation, biological process: lysosome organization. Gene Ontology annotation, cellular component: membrane; endoplasmic reticulum. NCBI's taxonomy places the organism in Eukaryota, Metazoa, Chordata, Actinopteri, Cypriniformes, Leuciscidae. The record is from RefSeq and is a predicted model, not a curated record.